Molecule: messenger RNA, 915 nt
Organism: Closterium sp. Naga37s-1
Lineage: Eukaryota; Viridiplantae; Streptophyta; Zygnematophyceae; Desmidiales; Closteriaceae
Source: the annotation of a GenBank genome assembly
AUGCCUCGGACCCCAUGCUCGUCCACUGUUUGGCACUCCACACCAAGCCCUGGGACCAGCACACCACCAUGGCACAGACGCGAGCAGUAUGCGGGAGGGGGUGAAGCCUCCUCCGGUCCCACUCUGAACCCAGCUCGCUCUGCUCCGCACUCCCUUACGCCCCCUGCCCCUCUCGCCGCUCCAUCUGACACCCCCUUCGCUCCGACGGCCGUCCCCCCCUUCACUGCACCAGCCGCACCUCGCCACCUGCGCCUCACGUUUCCCCCACUCUCUUGUACCUCUCACAUCCACCUCACGUUUCCCCUCCUCUCUUCUUUCAUUUGCAUGCGCCUCACGUUUGAUCUCCGAGUUUCUUCCUCUCGCGUGCGCCUCGUGUUCCCCCCCCUCUCUGCUUCCCCUCGCAUGAGCCUCACCUUUCCCCUCCUCUUUUCUUACUCUCGCACGCGCCUCACAUUUCCGCUCAACAUCUCUCCCCCUCUCAUGCGCCUCACAUUUCCCCUCCUCUCUUCCUCCUCUCUCAUGCACCUGACGUUUCCCCUCCUCUCUUCAUCCUCUCUCAUGCGCAUGACGUUUCCCCCCCUCUCCCCUUCCUCAGGCAUGCGCCUCACAUUUCCCCUUCUCUCUUCUUCCUCUCUCAUGCGUCUGACGUUUCCCCUCCUCUCCUUUUCCUCUCACAUGCGCCUCCCGGUUACUCGUCCUCUCGUCCUCCUCUUUACUGCGCCUCACGUUUCCCCUCCUCUCUUCCUCCUCUCUCAUGCGCCUGACGUUUCCCCUCCUCUCUUCUUCCUCUCGCAUGCACCUCUCGUUUCCCCUCCUCUCUUCCGAACUCUCGCAUGUGCCUCACUUUUCAAACCCUCUCUUCUUCCUCUCGCAUGCACCUCACGUUUCCCCUCCUCUCUUCUUCCUCUCGCGUGA